This is a messenger RNA of Oncorhynchus masou masou (cherry salmon), 5341 nucleotides long. Its product is annotated as NLR family CARD domain-containing protein 3-like. Gene Ontology annotation, biological process: intracellular signal transduction. The transcript is spliced from 13 exons. The record is from RefSeq and is a predicted model, not a curated record. Gene Ontology annotation, molecular function: protein binding. Bases 397 to 3891 code for a protein of 1164 amino acids. NCBI's taxonomy places the organism in Eukaryota, Metazoa, Chordata, Actinopteri, Salmoniformes, Salmonidae.
UCCGUCACACACACACUCCUGCUGCCCCGUCACACACACACUCCUGCUGCUCCGUCACACACACACUCCUGCUGCCCCGUCACACACACACUCCUGCUGCUCCGUCACACACACACUCCUGCUGCCCCGUCACACACACACUCCUGCUGCUCCGUCACACACACACUCCUGCUGCCCCGUCACACACACACUCAUGCUGCUCCAUCUCAAACUCAUGCACGCUCCCUGAUUUUCCGUGUCUUUUUCUUCGUGACAGACCGGGGUGAUGUCGGGAAAGGACAUUUUCCUAUCGUUAAAGGAUAAAGGGUCCGGUUAGCCCUGACCAUUAUCCGUUUCCAAUUCAACAACGCAAAGGCGCUUGCCCGAUCCAUCAAAACUCCGGGUCAGUGCUCUAAAAUGAGUCUCUCUGGGGAGAGAGAGGAGGGGGGCACCGCCUCUAAAAUGAGUCUCUCUGGGGAACAUGACACCAAAACUAAGAGUCCAAUCCAGCAGGAGAGACCAGCCUCCCCUGUUCCCAGCUGUGUGUCCAUGAAGAGUGACCGGUCUAUGAGUCAACCUCUAUACUUUAGAGAGGGAGACUUUUCUACUGAACAAAGUCCAAUCCAGCAGGAGAGACCAGCCUCCCCUGUUCCCAGCUGUGUGUCCAUGAAGAGUGACCGGUCUAUGCUUCUACCUAUAGAGUUUAGAGAGGGAGACUUUUCUACUGAACAAAGAAACCAACAGGAGAGAUCAGAGUCAGAGAUUCUCAGUGGUCAGUCUUCCCAGAGUCAUCAAACAGACCUGGCCUCCAUAUUCAGUAUGCUUGAAGAGAAAAUUAUGACAUUUAUGAAGAACGAGCUGAAGAUGUUCAAGAGGAUUCUUAGUCCAGAACUCCCAGAAGGCUUUGAGAGUCAGAAGCAGGAUAAGGAAGUGGUGGAUGCUGAAGAUGAGAAGCAGGAGAGCAGUGCCAGAAAGGGGGCUCUGAAGAUCACACUGCACAUCCUGAGGAAAAUGAACCAGAAGGAGCUUGCUGACACACUGGAGAAAUAUUCAGAUGAGUUUGCUGUGAUUUGCCAACGUGAACUCAAAUCAAAUCUAAAGAAGAAGUUUCAAUGUGUAUUUGAGGGGAUCGCUAAACAAGGAAACCCAACACUUCUCAAUAAGAUCUACACAGAGCUCUACAUCACAGAGGGUGGAACAGGAGAGGUCAAUAAUGAACAUGAGUUGAGACAGAUUGAGACAACAACCAGGAAACAAGCAAGACCAGAGACUGCAAUCAAAUGUAACGACAUCUUCAAACCCUUAACUGGACAAGACAAACCUAUCAGAACUGUGCUGACAAAGGGAGUCGCUGGCAUUGGAAAAACAGUCUCUGUGCAGAAGUUCAUUCUGGACUGGGCUGAAGGAAAAGCAAAUCAGGAUGUCCAAUUUGUAUUUUCAUUCCCUUUUCGGGAGCUGAAUUUGAUGAAAGAGGACAAACACACUUUGAUUGAACUUCUUAAUCACUUCUCAAUGGAAACCAAACAAUCAGGAAUCUCCAUCUACAACAAGUACAAAGUUCUGUUCAUCUUUGAUGGUCUGGAUGAGUGCCGACUGCCCCUAGACUUCCAGAAGAACAAGAUCUGUUGGGACGUCACAGAGUCAACCUCAGUGGAUGUUCUGCUGACAAAUCUCAUCAGGGGAAAUCUGCUUCCCUCUGCUCUCCUCUGGAUAACUACCCGACCUGCAGCAGCCAAUAAGAUCCCUUCAUGGUGUGUUGACCAGGUAACAGAGGUACGAGGGUUCAAUGACCCACAGAAGGAGGAGUACUUCAGGAAGAGAUUCAGUGAUGAGGACCUGUCCAGCAGAAUCAUCUCACACAUAAAGACAUCUAGGAGCCUCCACAUCAUGUGCCACAUUCCAGUCUUCUGUUGGAUUUCUGCAACAGUCCUUGAACACAUGCUGGAACAUAAGAGAGAAGAGAUGCCCAAGACUCUGACUGAGAUGUACACACACCUUGUGGUGUUUCAUACCAAACAGAAGAAUGAAAAGUAUCUUGGGAAAGAAGAGACAGGUCCACACUGGAAUAAAGAGAGCAUUCUGUCACUGGGAAAACUGGCUUUUCAACAGCUUGUGAAGGGCAAUCUGAUUUUCUAUGAAGAAGACCUGAAAGAGGCUGGCAUUGAUGUUAAUGAAGCCUCAGUGUACUCAGGAUUGUGCACACAACUCUUUAAAGAGGAAUGUGUGCUCUACCAGGACAAGGUGUACUGCUUUGUUCAUCUGAGCAUUCAGGAGUUUCUGGCUGCUGUAUAUGUGUUCCUCUCAUUCAUCAACAACAAUGAGAAUCUACUGGACAAACUGCAAACAAACGACGAGCCUGAAGUUGCUUUCUACAAGAGUGCUGUGGAUAAAGCCUUACAAAGUGAGACGGGAAACCUGGACCUUUUCCUCCGCUUCCUCCUGGGCCUCUCACUGGAGUCCAAUCAGAAGCACUUACGAGGUCUACUGACAAAGACAAGAACCAGCUCACAGACCCAUGAAGAAACAGUCAAGUACAUCAAGGAGAAGAUCAGGGAGAAUCUCUCUCCAGAGAGGAGCAUCAAUCUGUUCCACUGUCUGAAUGAACUGAAUGACCAUUCUCUAGUGGAAGAGAUCCAAUUCUACCUGAGCUCAGGAAGUCUCUCAAAACCCAAUCUGUCACCUGCACAGUGGUCAGCUCUGGUCUUCGUGUUGAUGACUUCAGAAAAGGAGCUGGAUGUGUUUGACCUGAAGAAAUACUCCAGAUCAGAGGAAGGUCUUCUGAGGCUGCUGCCAGUGGUCAAAGCCUCCAGAGCUGUUCUGCUGUCAGGCUGUGGAGUCACAGAGGAAGGCUGUGCUUCUCUGGUCUCAGCUCUGAGGUCAAACCCCUCACACCUGAGAGAGCUGGACCUGAGCUACAAUCACCCAGGUGACUCAGGAGUCAGACUGCUCUCUGCUGGACUGGAGGAUCCACACUGCAGACUGGAGAAACUCAAGCUGUCAGGCUGUCUAGUCACAGAGGAAGGCAGUGCUUCUCUGGUCUCAGCUCUGGUCUCAAACCCCUCACACCUGAGAGAGCUGGACCUGAGUAACAAUGACCUGAAGGAUUCAGGAGUGAAGCUGCUCUCUGCUGGACUGGGGAAUCCCCACUGUAAACUGGAGACUCUGUGGCUGUCAGGCUGUCUAGUCACAGAGGAAGGCUGUGCUUCUCUGGUCUCAGCUCUGAGGUCAAACCCCUCACACCUGAGAGAGCUGGACCUGAGUAACAAUCACCCAGGAGACUCAGGAGUCAGACUGCUCUCUGCUGGACUGGAGGAUCCACACUGCAGACUGGAGAAACUCAAUGUGGAACAUGGUGGAGAGAACAGAAUGAAACCUGGGCUUAGAAAAUAUGUAUGUGAUCUCACACUGGACCCAAACACAGUAAACAGACUCCUCUCUCUGUCUGAGGAGAACAGAAAGGUGACAUGUCGGAGAGAGGAGCAGCCGUAUCCUGAUCACCCAGAGAGAUUUGAGGACUGUGAACAGUUGCUGUGUAGAGAGGGUCUGACUGGGCGCUGUUACUGGGAGGUAGAGUGGAGUGGGAGAAGGGCUGCUAUUGGAGUGACAUAUAAAGGAAUCAGCAGGAGAGGAAGGGUUAAGAACUGUUGUCUUGGAUGGAAUGACAAGUCCUGGAGUCUGUACUGCUCUGACAACCAUUACAUUGCCUGGCACAAUAAUAAUCCCACUACCAUAGACGUCCCCUCCUCCAGCUCCCACAGAGUAGGAGUGUAUCUGGACUGGCCAGCCGGCACUCUGUCCUUCUAUAGAGCCUCCUCUGACACACUGACCCACCUGAUCACAUUCACCUCCAUAUUCACUGAGCCCCUCUAUGCAGGGUUUUGGGUUUGUGAUGACUCCUCAGUGUCCCUGUAAAUAAUAACCUGACACACACACACACACACACACACACACACACACACACACACACACACACACACACACACACACACACACACAUGACACACACACACAUUGACACACACACACACACACACAUUGACACACACACACACACAUUGACACACACACUCACAAACACCCACAUUGACACACACACUUUUAAUUUUAUUUUUCAGUGUAAUAAAAAAGAUCAGUUGUAAAUGUUUUAUGUUUUAGGCCUUUUAUGGCCUUUUAUGUUUUAUAUGAUGUUAGUAACACUCUGAAGUCAUUCCAUCUGUAAUGGUGUGGUCGGAAGGAGAAUGAACUUGAUAUAAACGGAGUCGCUAAAAAAUAACUCCAAAACCAAAAUAUACAAAAAUAAUAAAAAGUGGGUACAAAACCCAUCAUACAAUCAAACAAUCUCCAACAAGGACAUGAGGGGAAAGAGAGGGUUAAAUACACAACAUGUAAUUGAUGGGAUUGAAAGCAGGUGAAACAAGGCAAAACAAAUGGAAAAUGAAAAAUGGAUCAGCGAAGCUAGAAGGUCGGUGACAUCGUCCGCCUAACACGGCGGAAGUUGUGUCCUUUCUUUAAAGCUCUAAAGUGACUUUUUAUUGACAGAUGCCUCAUUUAAAUGUUCUGGAUGUUGAUGAAAGGAAAUCCCAUAAAGCCUUCUGGUCAGGUCUUUGUUAUGACGUCUUCUGAUUGGGUGUCUCAGGUCAGGGCUUUGUUAUGACAUCUUCUGAUUGGAUGUCUCAGGUCAGGGCUUUGUUAUGGCAUCUUCUGAUUGGGUGUCUCAGGUCAGGACUUUGUUAUGACAUCUUCUGAUUGGGUGUCUCAGGUCAGGGCUUUGUUAUGGCAUCUUCUGAUUGGGUGUCUCAGGUCAGGACUUUGUUAUGACAUCUUCUGAUUGGGUGUCUCAGGUCAGGACUUUGUUAUGACAUCUUCUGAUUGGGUGUCUCAGGUCAGGUCUGAGCCAUGAUCAGAAUGUGUCUCUGUCUAUUUCCAGCCCUGCCAUUUCUACCUGUCCAGAUCUAGUGUUUGACCCCUGACCUCCUCACACCGUCUCACUGUCCAUGUCUGCUUUUAGCUCCCACCUCUACUUCACUGUGUUAUAAUGGACCUUAUGCUUGUUAUGUCACCUCUGUAACCAGGUAUCAAACAUACUGACCUUUCUGACCCUGUCCCAUGGCCCUACUUCACUGUGUUAUAAUGGACCUUAUGCUUGUUAUGUCACCUCUGUAACCAGGUAUCACACAUACUGACCUUUCUGACCCUGUCCCAUGGCCCUACUUUCUAGAACUGAAAUGUCCUCUGAGUUUUGUUUACUGUCCAUUUACUCAUUUAUUGAUGUAUUUGUUGUGUAUUUGGGGUUGUGCCGCAGAGCAUCAUGGGGGUUUGAAUGUGUUGAGAUGAUCACGUUCCAGAUAAAUGGUUGAACUGA